Messenger RNA from Sabethes cyaneus, 3198 nucleotides. RefSeq lists its product as uncharacterized. The coding region runs from base 773 to 1984 and encodes 403 amino acids. The record is from RefSeq and is a predicted model, not a curated record. The transcript has 4 exons. Gene Ontology annotation, molecular function: sequence-specific DNA binding. NCBI's taxonomy places the organism in Eukaryota, Metazoa, Arthropoda, Insecta, Diptera, Culicidae.
CUGUGGGUCUCUCUUCCGCUCCGGUUGGACUCAUCACACGGCGGAUCGAGUCGAACUACCUACCAGCUGCCAGCCUACCCAGCCAGCCAGCCAGCCAACAACAGCAGUAAGCCAGCCUGCCUAGUAAGCCAGCGCCAAAUGCACUUCCAUUCCAUCAGCCUUUUCGGUCCCCACAGCGAGCGGCGGUUCAGUCCGUGUCAGCAGCAGGUCGAGUAAAGACGCAUUUAAGCAACGAGUGCCAAUCCGCGCGCGCAUAUACACCAGUCUAUCUACACACCCCGAAAGGUCCUUGAUUCGCGCACAUCUCAGCCAGCAACGCUGCUGACGGUGGUGGCCCCGUCGUUCGGUAUCAGUCAGUCAGUCAGGCAGGCAGUUCUGCUUUAGGUACCCGAUUGGUGUAGGUUUUGUGCGAAGCUAUAUCCCACGGGGCCUACGACGACGUGAGUGUCGGCAGUGUGUGAGUUGGGUCGGUCGGUCGGUCGGUCGGUAGCAUACGGAACAGCCGCAGUAGAAAAAAUUACCUCUCGAUUGGUCCGGCCGAGAAGAAAGAAUAUCAUCAACAUUUUGUGUGCCAUACGGUUCAGUGUGUGUCAGUGUGGUGUGCUGGUCGUGGACGGACGACAAAGAUUAGGAAGAGCGAUUGUGUGAACCUAGAACUGUGUCAUCGUAAAUUCCUUGGAGUUUGAGCUGGUUUUUCCCAAUAUCCUGUUAGACCGAUUGGUAGUUAGUUGCUAAAGUGCUUACGAAAUAACAAUAAAAAGUAGGCAGCACGAUGGGAAAGAUGUCCGGAAGUCAUUGUCUGGUAAUGGGUUGCCGUAAUAGGCAAUUGCUGAAUCAGACCAACACCAGAUCGUAUUUUCGAUUUCCUCGAGAUCCUGAUAUGUGCAAGCAGUGGGUCGAAUUCUGCAACCGGCCCGAACUGUGGAAGAAAUAUGCCGAAAAUGGCCCCGAGUACCUGUACAAGAGUUCUCGAAUCUGCUCCGAUCACUUUCAGCCGAGCGAUUUCAACAAUCCAAAUCUUUUCAGUCAAGGGCUGAAAAAAGGUUCAGUGCCGACACAGUAUCCAGCCAGUAAAGAACCAAAGAAUCGCUACAGUAUUAGCGGAAUAGGACUGGGGCUGGCUGGUGGUGGUGGUGGUAGUAUCGGUGGCAAUAAUUCGCCACCCAACCACCACAACAACAACAACGACAGCGAGUCACCACUCGUCAUGCCAAUGUCAACGAAGCGACCGCUGUCGUCGCCGCCUUCAGCACAGCAGCCGGUUGCCAAGCAGCGAAGAUCACUCCCCGCCGCCCUCAACCUUAGUACCAGCACCAGCAACAACCAUGCUGCCGUGAGCGGCGCGCUAGCCGGACUGAUUCAACGCCAGCAGCUGAAAGAGCAACAGCGGAAAGCGUUUGCUGCAGCCCUACAGCUCCAACAUCGACAGCAGGUACCGAACCAGCAGCAGACACGAUCGCUGCUGGCCUCGCUGAAGCAAAAACCCAACUCAAACAACAACAAUAACAACAACAACAACCACAUCAGCAGCAACAACAAUAACAACAAUACCAGCAGCGGCAAACUAGCAGCUGCUGCCGCACAGGAAAAGCUCGAGGAUGAACGGGGGUACGGAAUCAACUACGUGGACAUGGACGGAGGAGAUUCCUCCGAGUACGAGUCGGGCCUGCAGAGUGCGGUGGAAAAGGAACUGGCCGCCUACAAGCAGCUGCAGCAGAUGAAGGCCGUCAAGGCGGCGGCCGCGGUUAUUCCCGCAUCGCUGAAAGCCGAACUUACCGUGACACCGGCGGUCAACCACAGCCACAGCAACGGUCACCACUCGGCGGCGGCGGCGCUGAACGGGGCGAUCAACUACAAGGAAAAGUACGAGCAAACGCUGAAGGAACUGUUCGCCUGCCGUAAGAUCGUCAAGAACCAGAACAACGCCAUCAAGCAGCUGCAGGGCGAGAUAGAUUUCCUCAACCAACUGCUGAAGGAGAAAUGAUGCCCUUUACUAGGCGGGGCCAGUAGCAAUAGGGGCAGCAGCAGCAGCAGCAGCAGCAACAGCCGGGUGCCAAUGGUUUUUUAGGUCUAGGUCGUAUCUCGAGUGUGGCGCGGAAGAAACUUCGUUUCUACUUUGUAUUAUAUGGAUUGCGUGUGGUAGCCACAGUUCAGAUAUAGUUUUAGUUUUAGUAUUAGGUUUUUAAACAAAACCAUUAUUUUACGUCCCUUCCUCUUUUAGUGCCAGUAAAGCGGUUAUUUUUCUUUUUAGAUUGUACUUCCCGGUCAGUGACGUUCGUCACUGGGACCGUCUAGUUACCAUUUUAGCACUGUUUUAAAGCCAGCACAAAUAACAUGUUUUUUUUUUUGGAAAAUCUAAACAUAAAAUCAUUCACAUACCGAAAAGAGCGCAGCAGUUGAAGAAGUCCCUCACCAUACAUAGUCGCUGCUGUAUGGUUUCGCAUGAAAAUACAUUCCGAUUGUGAGUAAAUUGUGUUUAGCAAUGCAAUCUCUUGAGAAAUAUUUAUCUUAGGGCUUUUUGUAAGUUACAAGAGUGCUUGCUUUUAAAAAUAUAGUUUUGGAUCUUGUAUGUUAGAGAUAGAACGCCAACAACACGCCCGCUGGGCGAUUGGGUGUGUGGGCUAGACACAACAUAUAUUUACUAAAAACCCAUAAGCUGCCGGACGCCGAUUUAUACCGGAACUCAAUCCGAUUUCGAAAACAAACAAAAAAACAGUUAUACGAAAACAUAAAACAGGAGAUGAAUGCGCCUUGAACCAGUAAAUUUAGUGUAAAAGUAAAAAGCUUAGCAAAACAUUUACAUGUAACAAAAAACGGGAAAACGGAGGUUUCGCCACGACAAAAAAAAACAAAGAUGAAAACAAAACUUUGAUAAGCUCUUCUGAUAGGUGGUAAACUUGUAUAAUAGUUGGUAAAGUUAGUAGAUUUAAGGUAGUCUGUACAUAACGUCGUGUCGGACCGAGUGGAUGUGGACGUCCUUACAAACAACACAAAAUAAACGAAACGUAACUAGUAGUUACAACCUUAAAAGUGCGUAUAUCUUCAAAGGUUUAUUAUCUCUAGUUGGAAAAGCAGAAGAAGGAAACCAAAACAAAUGCCAGCAUUAUUUAAGAUUGAGUUAGGCUAAGCAGAAAAUGUGGUGUUGAUUUAAAAAUCAUAGUCUAUAUAUAAAGUGCGAAACAAAACCAAAUAAAACGA